AUGACAUCAAUGUCAGAAGCAGCAACAACAGCAACAAAGUCAACGGUAAUGAAGUGCCAAGACUGUAGUGCACCAUUUACAAAUGAUGGACUUAGAAGUUGCGCCAGUGGCGAUGAAAGCUUAACACAGGAUAUUAGUCAUAGCAGCAAAGAUGGUGGAAAGGGAGACUGUUGGUGGUGGUGUCGUGAUUGCAUGGCCACCGUAUGCAGUGUUUGUCAUUUGAUGAACGGACAUACGGAGCAUCGGAGUGGUAGAUGGGAUCGGCAAGAGCUGUACCGUUCAACAAUGCAAGCAUUGGAAGGCAGAUGCUCUACACGAUCCAAUCUUGCCAAAGAAUUCGAAAUGCAAAUACGUGAAUUCACCGCAACUUUGGAAUGUCACUUGGUUGAUCUCCUCCGGAAACGUCUUGAGGAACUGAACGAACCGGAUCGUUUGCUUAUUUCGAGGCUUAACAGAGCUUUGUGCGAGUUGGGAGACAGUAAUUCAUCAGUGCUCAGUCGACCUCUUUAUCAUAUGCUCUCUCCCACUAGGCCAGCUCAUCAAGUUUGGACUAUGUGCAGCAAAGAUCCCGAACGGUUGAAGAAUUUGGUUUCUGAAGUUUGUCAUUUGGCCAAUAUCACAUGCGAUAAUGGAGAUGAACAGAAUUCGUGUCAAAUAAAAUUCAGUGCUGCACUACCAUCGGCAUGGAGUGCUGCUGACUGCGCCAAAUAUUUGAUUGAGAAGCAAGAAGUAGCAAAAGACAUGUUAUCUGAACGACGGGCACGACAUUUCGGCAGUUAUCGUAGUAUGAAAAAUGGUUUUUCGCUGAUGAAAUCAGCAUCUGCAACACUGGAAAGGUCAACAUCUUCACUUCCAACGCUUGUUUCUCUUGAUACUCUGACAAACCGCUCGAAAAAAGAUCCAUCGAUUGAUUCAAGACCAUUCAGUGAAUUAGCUAAAGAGAAAUCGGAUUCUGACAAAAUAUCGGACAGACAAUUGUUUACCAAAGAUAGCAGGACGCAGAUACCGCUUGAACCUAAUGUUUUUGUUCGUGAAAUGAGGCAACAAUCAUUUGGGAAAUCGUCUCUUACCGAUGAAUCAGAUUCAGCUUGCGCUUUGAAAGAAGAAGCUUUUAAUUCGACAAGUCCUUCAGCGGCGUCUUCCAUCCCCGUGUGCCAGACGGAUAGCUCAUACGAUAGUCAUGAUUUUCAAGCUCCAUUGUUUGAGCAGGCGAUAUCCAGUUGUAACCCGUCAACGUCAACUACCGUUACAUUAGGAAAUCUGCCAAUGGAGCUAAAUUUCAUGCGUUUCGGUGAAAAGUUGUUUUCUCGACCAAUUGAUAUUAUUUCUUUACCCAAUAUUUUUACCAAAAAACAACUCCUCGCUGUUUCCGAUAGUUGUGGAGGUGUAUAUAUAGUAACAUGUAAGGGAGAAGUGUUGCAACAUCUGCCAACACGAGACUGUUCGGCAUCAUCAUUGACAAUUGACAUGACAAGUUGGCGUCUUCUAGUUAGCGUAAUGCACAGCAAAGGGCGAAGUAUACAUGCAUUUGAUAUUACAAAUCGUUUCAAAAAAGUAGAGGUAAUUCCUUGUCCCAAAGAACCAAAAAUCGAGAUGAGCAGAACGCGUUGGAUAACAGUCAGUCCACGCGGCGAAUUAUUCGCAGUUUCUGGAGACAACCAUCGAUCAGCAAUAUGGAUGUAUAAUCAAUCCAGGAAAGGAUGGAAAAUCCUGAAGGAGUCGAGGAAAACUCGGUACCAGUAUCUUCGAGUGGCCGAAGAUCAAGCCGAAUACAAAGCUGUGGUACUACUAACAUGUGAUGCUGCUCAAAACCGUAUAUUGCUUUUCGUAGCGGAUCACACUGGUACACUAAUCAACGAAUAUGACUUAACGAAAACGUAUAAACUCUAUGAAUGUAUAAAAAAUCCAGCUAGUGCUGUUGUUGAUUCACUUGGGAAUUUGUUGGUGCUUGACUAUGCCACUAGUCGUUUAUGGGUAUUGUUGGGCAGUACGAAAGGAAUGCGUCACAUAAAAGAAAUUGUUAUUCCUACUCCACUGGGUCCUCAAGAAGUCCUCGGAAUCACCACACAUGGUGACUGGAUCUAUAUGACUUGUUUUGCCCGGCGGGAAGUUAUUUGCUUAAGGUAUUUGGUGAAUGGCGUAUUAGCACCGUCAUGCUGCACAACCACCUUAGAAACGCCGAAGUCAGAUCGAAGAGCUAUUUCAUUACCAAGACCAACUAGGAAACCGAAUCAGGUUUAAUCACUAACAGUGACGUUUUCCUUUCGGAUCUUGUAUCUCUUUGGUUAUUUACCCCUGUGAAAACAAAUGGUGAUGUUUUCUGAAAGUAUCUUCAACACAUAUCUAACUACACUUGCC
Messenger RNA from Loa loa (African eye worm), 2358 nucleotides. RefSeq lists its product as hypothetical. The transcript is spliced from 16 exons. The coding region runs from base 1 to 2241 and encodes 746 amino acids. Lineage: Eukaryota; Metazoa; Nematoda; Chromadorea; Rhabditida; Onchocercidae. The record is from RefSeq and is a predicted model, not a curated record.